Molecule: messenger RNA, 1224 nt
Organism: Lactuca saligna
Lineage: Eukaryota; Viridiplantae; Streptophyta; Magnoliopsida; Asterales; Asteraceae
Source: the annotation of a GenBank genome assembly
AUGUUCAACUUCACCAAGUCAAGAGCUCGGUCUAACAGACCCAGUUCUUUAGGAGGCAUGGAUUUUGUGGAUCCAGUGAAGAAAAGUGGUCUUGUAAGAAAGAUUAUAUUUGCUACAAGUCUUGUAGCUUUAUGCAUCACAAUAAUCAAGUUUUCCCCAUCUCUCAGCAGCCCUAGCCCAUUCUCUAGUCAUGAAGCAGGGAUUACUCACGUGUUAGUAACAGGAGGUGCUGGUUAUAUUGGUUCACAUGCUGCACUACGCCUUCUAAAAGAUUCUCAUCGUGUCACUAUAGUGGACAAUCUUUCGCGUGGAAACCUAGGAGCAAUCAAAGUUCUACAAAACCUGUUUCCGGAACCUGGAAGACUUCAAUUCAUUUAUGCUGACUUGGGGGAUCCAAAAGCUGUAAACAAAAUCUUCUCAGAAAAUGCAUUUGAUGCAGUUAUGCACUUUGCAGCGGUUGCAUAUGUUGGGGAGAGUACCCUUGAUCCCCUAAAGUAUUAUCACAACAUUACAUCAAAUACCCUUUUGGUAUUGGAGGCUAUGGCAGCACAUAAUGUGAAUACUUUGAUAUACUCUAGUACAUGUGCAACAUACGGGGAACCUGAUAAGAUGCCCAUUACAGAAGAAACCCCUCAGCACCCGAUUAACCCUUAUGGAACAGCCAAGAAAAUGGCGGAAGAUAUCAUCCUUGAUUUCCAUAAAAACUCUGACAUGGCAGUCAUGAUUCUAAGAUACUUCAAUGUGAUUGGAUCUGAUCCAGAGGGAAGAUUAGGAGAAGCGCCAAAACCAGAGUUACGUGAACAUGGAAGAAUAUCGGCCGCAUGCUUUGAUGCAGCACGUGGAAUUACCGAUGGCCUCAAGGUUCGAGGAACCGAUUACAAAACAGCAGAUGGGACAUGUAUACGCGACUACAUUGAUGUGACCGAUUUAGUUGAUGCUCAUGUAAAAGCACUUGCGAAAGCACAACCAGGGGAAGUUGGAAUCUACAAUGUUGGAACAGGUCAUGGUAGAUCUGUUAAGGAGUUUGUUGAAGCUUGUAAAAGGGCAACUGGUGUAUCGGUCAAAGUUGACUAUUUGCCACGUCGUCCUGGUGACUAUGCGGAAGUGUUUAGUGACCCUUCAAAGAUACUCCGGGAGCUUAAUUGGACUGCAAAAUGUCGCCAAAGGGUUGAAGGUUUAGGAGAGCAACCCAUUAGUCAUAUGGAUUUAUUUGAGAGUGGUUAG